This is a messenger RNA of Salvia hispanica, 1557 nucleotides long. Its product is annotated as serine/threonine-protein kinase SAPK10-like. Gene Ontology annotation, cellular component: nucleus. Gene Ontology annotation, biological process: protein phosphorylation. The record is from RefSeq and is a predicted model, not a curated record. NCBI's taxonomy places the organism in Eukaryota, Viridiplantae, Streptophyta, Magnoliopsida, Lamiales, Lamiaceae. Gene Ontology annotation, molecular function: ATP binding; protein serine/threonine kinase activity.
ACCGUUAUAGGUGCAGAAACCAAGGAGAUAAUAAUCCGAUCCUUGGACACCCACCGCCUCACUCUCUCUCUCUCUCUCUUCAAAUCUGCCACCUCACCGACUUCAUCAAAUCGCCGAUCAUCCUCUGCACCGCCGCCGCUUCCCCGUCCCGGUAAUGUGAGCUAGCUAGCUGAGUUUCUGUCACAGUUUUUUUUGCUGAAAUGGAUCGGUCAGGAAUGCCACCGGGCCCCGGUAUGGAUAUGCCGAUCAUGCACGAUAGUGAUCGCUAUGACUUCGUCAGAGAUAUCGGCUCCGGUAACUUCGGCGUCGCCCGAUUGAUGAGGGAUAAGCAGACCAAUGAGCUCGUUGCGGUUAAGUAUAUUGAGCGAGGCGAUAAGAUAGAUGAGAAUGUUCAGAGAGAAAUUAUCAAUCACAGAUCUUUGAGGCACCCAAACAUUGUCAGAUUUCGAGAGGUGAUUCUAACACCCAUCCAUCUUGCUAUUGUGAUGGAGUAUGCAUCUGGCGGAGAAUUAUUUGAGCGCAUAUCUAAUAAAGGACGAUUCAGUGAGGAUGAGGCUCGUUUCUUCUUUCAACAACUUAUAUCUGGAGUGAGCUACUGUCAUUCAAUGCAAAUAUGUCAUCGAGACUUGAAGCUGGAAAACACACUCUUGGAUGGGAGCCCGGCUCCUAGGCUGAAGAUAUGUGAUUUUGGGUAUUCCAAGUCUGCUUUGCUGCAUUCACAACCAAAAUCUACAGUGGGUACUCCUGCAUAUAUUGCUCCUGAGGUGCUACACAGAAAAGAAUAUGAUGGCAAGAUUGCAGAUGUGUGGUCCUGUGGAGUGACAUUGUAUGUUAUGCUGGUUGGUACCUAUCCGUUUGAAGAUCCUGAAAACCCUAAGGACUACCGUAAGACAAUUCAGAGAGUCAUAAAUGUUCAGUAUUCUAUUCCAGAGCAUGUCAAUAUAUCUGCGGAAUGUCUGCAUCUGAUUUCGAGGAUCUUUGUGGGUGAUCCUGCUCAACGCAUCACCAUACCUGAGAUCAAGAACCAUGUGUGGUUUCUCAAGAACCUCCCAGCAGAUCUGAUGGACGAUACGGCUAUGGGUGACCAAUUUGAAGAGCCGGAGCAGCCUAUGCAGAGCCUUGAAACCAUCAUGCAGAUAAUCUCGGAGGCUACCAUACCUCCAGCUGGUUUGUACAACCUGGACAUGAUGAACGAUGACUUGGAAGACCUGGACUCCGAUCCCGAUCUUGAUCUUGACAGCAGUGGGGAGGUCAUUUAUGCAAUGUGACUACGUAAAACAUUGUGUGGAAAGGUGUCGACACAGACAGAAGUAGUAUUGAGGGGCAAUAGUGUCAGUAUAGCGUUCCUGUUUUAUGGUGAGGGGACGAUAUAGUGUUGAGAAUAUACAGAGCGAGCUUAUAGCUGUCCUUGCUUUCUUAUGGCAUCGCUCUCUUGUCUACUACUUUAUGGCAUGUUUUAUUCCACUCUAUUUCGUAUGCACUUGUGUUUCUUAUGCACUGAGCUGUACAACUGUUUGUGGAGCUUGUAAUAAUUUUCACUCGGUGUGUAUCGUUUAA